UGGAAAAAUACACCUGACAGUGACACAUAACCUAAAAUAUAUACAUUGCAGUUUUAACAGUCUUUGAUUCAAGUAUUUACUAUAUUUAAUGUAAAACAUCUUUCAACCACUAAGACGUGCAUCUACAAUAAGCUGAAGAUGUUACCGAGAUUUGCAUACAUGCUGAACGUCCUAAAGACUAUUGAAAGAAAUGUUUUUCACAUGUUUGGCCAUCCACCAAGAGAAUUAGCUUUAGUUCAAAUUUAUGAAAAACCAUCACCACAACCUAAAAAAAGUUUUACAAUUAAGGACAUAGUUGGAGAUGGUUUUCUUCUAGCUGUUCCUAAAUUUAGAAGAACUAUUGAAAAGAAGUGGAAAAGAAAGUUUGGAUAUUCUGAAUAUGUAUGGAAAAUGCUUGUCCCUAAAACUAAUAUCAUAGUAUGUAAUGAUUGCGGACAUCAUCAUGAACGGGGACGCCUUUGUGAAUGUUGCUACAAGAAAGUUGAAAAGGAAACAAAAGAGAUUCAAGAUAAAAUACAAGAGAAAUUAGGCAAUAGCCCCAUUGAGAAAGAUGUUAUUGUCCUUUAUGAAGGAGAAAAUGCUCCUAAUAUGCCCAAGGAAUUUUGGAAUGGUAAAAGAAUAGUUGAGAUGAAGAAAGAAAGACCUCAAUGGUUUAGUAAAAAUCUUCUACAGAAAUCCACUCAACAACCAUCUGACUCUAAAGAUGUUAAGCCAACUGACUUAGCAUAGAUGUGCUUGUUAUAUAAAUCAUAAUUAAUUUGUAGUUUUAAAAUAAUAAAUAUGCUUAUCUAUUUCA
Papilio polytes (common Mormon) is the source of this 796-nucleotide messenger RNA. RefSeq names its product 39S ribosomal protein L32, mitochondrial (gene mRpL32). Gene Ontology annotation, molecular function: structural constituent of ribosome. The transcript has 4 exons. The record is from RefSeq and is a predicted model, not a curated record. NCBI's taxonomy places the organism in Eukaryota, Metazoa, Arthropoda, Insecta, Lepidoptera, Papilionidae. Gene Ontology annotation, cellular component: mitochondrial large ribosomal subunit. The coding region runs from base 139 to 729 and encodes 196 amino acids. Gene Ontology annotation, biological process: translation.